Molecule: messenger RNA, 500 nt
Organism: Nicrophorus vespilloides
Lineage: Eukaryota; Metazoa; Arthropoda; Insecta; Coleoptera; Silphidae
Product: vacuolar ATPase assembly integral membrane protein vma21-like
Exons: 2
Coding region: 94-396 (100 amino acids)
Biological process (GO): vacuolar proton-transporting V-type ATPase complex assembly
Cellular component (GO): endoplasmic reticulum membrane
Source: RefSeq, a predicted model, not a curated record
ACGUGCCGUGUUUUUUUUUUAUUCCGUUUAAUUGGUUUUAAUUGUAUUUGAAAUUUUACUUCGCCUGCAUUUUGGAUCUUUAAAACACAAGAAAUGAUGUCCACUGAUGAACCUUUCAUUCCGGAGCACACCAAGCAGGCCUCGAAGGCCGUACUGAUGCUGCUUUUCUACAGCACGCUAAUGUUCACGAUACCUUUUGGCGCGUUCUUCGCCGUACGCAACAUUCUAUUCGAAUACGGCGUCGUGGGGUUCACGAACACCGUGUGGUCUGUGCUCACGGCCGUCAUCUGCGUGAAUUUCAUCAUUUGUUUGUACGCAUACCAGGCCUACCAUGAACAGGAGUAUGACGACGAUGGCAAAGAGAUAAACACUCUUGAGGAAAAGAAAACUGACUGAUGAGGUUUCUCUAUUUCAACAUUCAUCAUUCCCCUCACAUUCGUAUUAUUAUUAUAAAUAGUUUAGUAACAUGUAUUUAAUUGUAAUAAAAAGAUAUUCACGUU